This is a messenger RNA of Botrytis byssoidea, 933 nucleotides long. RefSeq lists its product as uncharacterized. The coding region runs from base 1 to 933 and encodes 310 amino acids. Gene Ontology annotation, cellular component: cytoplasm; nucleoplasm. Gene Ontology annotation, biological process: negative regulation of SCF-dependent proteasomal ubiquitin-dependent catabolic process; regulation of ERK1 and ERK2 cascade; negative regulation of protein binding. The transcript is spliced from 2 exons. Gene Ontology annotation, molecular function: protein tyrosine/serine/threonine phosphatase activity; F-box domain binding. NCBI's taxonomy places the organism in Eukaryota, Fungi, Ascomycota, Leotiomycetes, Helotiales, Sclerotiniaceae. The record is from RefSeq and is a predicted model, not a curated record.
AUGACACCACCAAUGUUGAAUGGUAUGGAUUCCACAGACUCUGCAACGAGUACUGCAGAACACAACACCACACCUACUACUUUGUAUUCAUGGAGGCCUCCAUCGCCGCCUCAUAUCCACAUCCCACCCCUCUCCGGCCAGGAAACUUCAAUCACUCUAUCGAAAUAUCGCGGGCUAGAUGAUGAACAAGAGACUCGAGAGAUAUUGAGUGUGAUAACACAAGGACAAAACGUAGCCGUGGAAAAACCGGAUUGGAAAUAUGAAAUGCGACGCCAUAUCCAAGCAAUCUUAUCCUUCCUUUAUCUCGGACCAUCCUCUGGCGCGAGAGAAAUCGAAACUCUGAGACGAGAAGGAAUUACAAUGCUACUCGUAAUCAGAGACACCAAGACAGCUCAAGCAAGAAUUCUGAGUGGCGCAAAGGUAGCAAAACAAUUAGGCAUCGAAGCCGGUGCCAUUGAUGUUAGCGGUAACAUGGAACUCAUCGCUGCGUUUCCAAAAGCCAUACAGACCAUUAAUGAUCAUCUCAUCCGAGUAUUCAAACACCGGAAUCCUCAGGGAGUAAACAGCCAGCCUUUGGCUGCAACACCAAAAGUUCUUCUCUUCUGCGAAUCUGGAAAUGAGCGAUCUGCUGCUGUUGCUGUAGCAUAUGUCAUGGCGACCUAUGAACUAAAACUCGUCGAAGCCAUACAAUAUGUGCAAAACCAGCGGUUUUGUAUAGCUUUUGAUGAUGAGAUGAAACAUACUUUACUGAACUUUAAUCAACUUCUGGAGGCCAGAAGAAGCGUCACCCAAACUCGACAGGCCGAGGCAACUGUAUCAUACAAGUCAAAGAGACGACUUGAGCUAGACGAUGAUGAUGGUGAUGUAGACAUGGGCCAACAGGACGAUCGGGAUAGAUUUUCUGGGCGUACAAAGUUUGCUCCAUUCAUGUAA